Molecule: messenger RNA, 2002 nt
Organism: Sphaeramia orbicularis (orbiculate cardinalfish)
Lineage: Eukaryota; Metazoa; Chordata; Actinopteri; Kurtiformes; Apogonidae
Product: E3 ubiquitin-protein ligase TRIM39-like
Exons: 2
Coding region: 35-1666 (543 amino acids)
Molecular function (GO): protein binding; zinc ion binding
Source: RefSeq, a predicted model, not a curated record
UCUGGCAUUUGGAUCUGUCGGCUUCAACACUGAUAUGGCUGCUGCCGGUCGUGUCCGACCUGAAGAUCAGUUCCUGUGUUCCAUCUGUCUGGAUGUCUUCACUGAUCCAGUCUCAAUACCAUGUGGACACAACUUCUGCAAAUCCUGCAUCUCUGAACACUGGGAUAAUAAUGAAAUCUACCAGUGUCCCAUGUGUAAAAAAGCUUUUUACCCAAAACCUGAGUUGUACGUCAACACGUUCAUCUCAGAGAUGGUGGCUCAGUUCAGACUUGAAGCUCAACAUGAACCAAACAUCUACAGCUCAGACCAACAAGCUGCCAAACCAGGACAAGUUCCCUGUGACGUCUGCUCUGGAACCAAACUGAAGGCCCUGAAGUCCUGCCUGGUGUGUCUGACCUCCUACUGUCGGACUCAUCUGGAACCUCAUCUGACAGUUUCAGGACUGAAAAGACAUCGGCUGAUCCACCCUGUGGAGAACCUGGAAGACAGGAUGUGUAGGAAACACGACAAACCUCUGGAGCUGUUCUGUAAAACCGACCACACAUGUAUCUGUCUGCUCUGUCCUGUUGAAGACCACAAGAACCAUGAGUUUGUUCGUCUGAAAGAAGAACAUAAAAAACAGAAGGCAGAACUGAAGAAGACAAAGGCUGAAUUCCAGCAGAUGAUACAGGAGAGACGACUGAAGAUCCGGGAGAUUCAACAUUUAGUGGAGCUCAGUAAGAACGCUGCAGACAGAGAGACAGCAGAAGGUGUUGAGGUCUACACUGGUCUGAUGGAUUCUGUUCAGAAAAGUCUGGACCAGCUCUUAGAGGAGAUCCAAGAAAAGCAGAGAACCACCGAGAAACAGGCUGAAGACUUCAUCAAAGAGCUGGAACAGGAAAUCUGUGAGCUGGAGAAGAGAAGCACUGAGGUGGAGCAGCUCUCAGGCUCUGAAGACCACCUCCACUUUGUCCAGAGGUUCACAUGUGUCAAAGCUGCUCCAUCCAUGAAGACCUGGACCAAGGUCAACGUCUGUCCACCAUCAUAUGAGGGGACUGUGGAGAGAGCUGUGUCUGAGCUGGAGAAGAAACUCACAGAAGACAUGAAGAAGGUGUUUGAAGCUGACCUGAAGAGAGUCCAACGGUAUGAGGUGGGUGUGACUCUGGAUCCAAAUACUGCACAUCCGAAACUUGUCCUGUCUGAAGAUCGGAAACAGGUUCAUCAUGGUGAUAAAUGGAAGAAACUUCCAGACAAACCACAGAGAUUCUCCAUUUAUUGCAAUGUUUUGGGAAAGCAGAGUUUCUCUUCAGGCAGGUUUUACUUUGAGGUUCAGGUCAAAGGGAAGACUGACUGGACUGUAGGAGUGGCCAGAGAGUCCAUCAACAGGAAAGAAAAAGUCCCACUGAGUCCCCAGGACGGAUACUGGACCAUCGGUUUAAGAAAUGGAAAUGAGUUCAGAGCUUUUGCUGGUCCCGGUGUCCUUCUGUCUCUGAAGUCUGUUCCUCAGAAGGUGGGGGUGUUUGUGGAUCAUAAGGAGGGUCUGGUCUCCUUUUAUGACGUAGAUUCUUCAGUUCUCAUCUACUCCUUCAUUGGCUGCAGUGGUAAACUCCUCCCAUUCUUCUGUCCAUGUCCUAAUAAUGGAGGUCUAAACUCUGCUUCUCUGAUCAUCACUCCUGUCAGACGCUGAAGAACUAACUCAUCAAAAACAAGAAAAGCACUCGGAGAGCGCGGACCUCCACCAGGGCAGAUCAGUGACCCCCCCCCCCCCCCCCCAUCACCACUCAAAUUUAAUCAAUUUAAUCAUUUGUGUCUUGUGCCAGUGUCAACAUUUCCCAAAAAAUUUCAUCAAAAUCCGUCCAUAACUUUGUUAUCUUGCGAAGAGACAAACAACGAUGAAAACAGAACCUCCCUGGUGGAGGCAAUAAUAAAGAUUUUCUGUGAUUUACUGGAGUCACUAAAAAUGAUGUUGUAAACUGUUUGAACAUGUAUUUAUCUGUGUCCAAAUGCACUGAAAUACUAACAU